Salvelinus fontinalis (brook trout) is the source of this 6405-nucleotide messenger RNA. RefSeq names its product axin-2-like. The transcript is spliced from 10 exons. The record is from RefSeq and is a predicted model, not a curated record. Lineage: Eukaryota; Metazoa; Chordata; Actinopteri; Salmoniformes; Salmonidae. Gene Ontology annotation, biological process: negative regulation of canonical Wnt signaling pathway. Bases 2071 to 4713 code for a protein of 880 amino acids.
ACAAAGGGCUAUGGUGUUGGGUUAAUGUUCUAUGAGUGAGAAGGGAUAGAUAGAACAUCAGCACAGCCAAUGGCUUUGAGAUGGAGCUGCAUGGAUAUCCCAAUAAACACUGACCUAGUCAGUCAUUUUGUUCAAAGACUAGUUUACAGCGUACUUAGUUGCUCUACUAAUCACUGUAUGGAGUCCCAGAGGGGACAAACAAGGCAGUCUUAUAAAGUAACAUCCAGAUGUCCUUGAAACCACUGUCUGCCACAGACAAAACAGGCCCCACAGCUGCUUGCGCCAGUCAAUGAGCGCAUUAUGGGUAGAAUGGCUGGGUUGUCUACUACGAUCCUUCUCUCCAUCCCAUCACAUACUCCUCCUCCUCCCCCCUUUUUGUGGUGUAUAAAGCCGGGCAUUGAUAUCAUUGAUAUAAAAGGUAGCUUCGUGUGCCAGGGUUGUAGAGCAAAUGGGACAUUAAUAGAAAGGAGAUGAUUGAUAAAAAGGAGAAGAGAGGCUGAAUGCUAAAUCAAACAUAGUGGUUGUACUCUGCGGUCCACUCUAUCCAUAUGAUAUAGCCUAGCUAUUAAUCCUACAUUGAACAAAAUAUUUCUCUAGUGUGAGAUCAACAUAAACGUUUUAUACAGACGUAUUUUCAAGCUGUAAACCAUGGAGUAAAACACUCAUAUUUUUCAGUUAUGAUUGGGUAAGGCAGUUGUUCUAAGCUCAUGAGACAUUAAGAAAUGAUAUUUAAGCAAUAAAGCCAGAGGAGAUAUACCACGGCUAAGGACUGUUCUUAAGCACGACGCAAUGCGGAGUGCCUGGAUAUUGGCCAUAGAUCAGAAACCCCCGAGGUGCCUUAUUGCUAUUAUGAACUGGUUACCAACAAUACAUUAGCGCAGUAAAAAUAAAUGUUUUGUCUUACCUGUGGUAUAUGGUCUGAUAUACCACGGCUGUCAGCCAAUCAGCACUCAGGGCUCGAACCACACAGUUUAUAAUCUUCAAUGACCAAUGGGUUAUAUUAUAUUGUUAAUUGAAAUGAACAUAGAAUAGCAGUAACUAUUGCAAAUUGCACCUUUAAUAACCCAUGUGUAUACCAUACCUUUACCCAACCUGGCCACUUGAAGGAGCUGUGGAAAAUGUGCUGCUGAGAUGUAUAUCAUACAUGCAUUUCUACUCCACAUGGCAUCUAUGGAUUGUCGUUUUUAUUUGAUCAUUUGGCAUUUUAGAAUUACCCUGGGGAAAUUGUAUACCAGAUUAGAUAGCCAACACAACGUUGUCUUUUGCGCAUCCCAAAGAUAGAAAUGGGUUAAUCAGGAAACUAUUCGAGUCUUUAAAAGAAAAGAGGCCUGUGUCUUUAAAGUUUAUGUAGCAACAGAGGGAUUGCAGGGAUAAUGCUAUUGGGGCGGCAGAUCUGUUACUUCUGACGUUCCAAAGCCUCAGGGAGUUGGCUCAAGAUUUCUUGUCUUUGAUAAGGUCCUAGAAACUUUGUUGUAACUUUGUGAUCUGUAAAAUCGCCAGUAAAAAUUAUUAGGAUGUUUUUCGUCUUCUUUACGCGGCCAUCAAUUCACCAGCCUCUGAAAACAUGAAAAGAUAAAGGAUGAAUAUGUGUCGGUGAAUUUGAAUGUGCUGUGUUCUUUUUGAAAGGGAAAGGGGGAGUAUUGUUUUCUAUGUAGCUUCCGGGACUAGGCUGUCGGUUCCUUACUUUGAAGUGCGCUGUUUUACCCUGAGCCCAGAACGUAUUGGAAUAGCCUACAGGAGAGACCUACGGUAUGGCAUGGCAGCUUGAAACAUUUGCAAAGAAAAGGGGGAAACUAAGCAGUAUUUUUUUCCCCCUGGAAAACUACAUUUUUCUUUCUGCAACUAACACGAAACAAAUCGGACUGUAAAGGGGUCUGUCGUGGAAUCGACUAUUGUGGAUUAUUUUUCUGUGGAUAAAAAAACGGAUACUUUUGGAAGACCGAACUCGUGGAUCGAUGAGAGAAGACUGGCAGAGAAGCUCCCCGGCUGACUAGAGAGUGAGGAAAUUGUUGUAGCGCUCAGAGGAGGCGAACAACGCACAGGUUUUCUGUUGCUGCUGCCUUCGGAGCCAUGAGCAGAGCGCUUAUAUCGGACCAUAUCGCCAAUAGCUUCCGAGAAGAUGCUCCCCGUCCCCCGGUCCCGGGGGAGGAGGGCGAGGUGCUGCCGUGCUACCCCGGCAAACUCGCCAUGAUGAGACCCCAGGGUACCGCGGUCAAAGCGCUUUUGCUCGCGCCUCCCGGUUACACUGCGAAGAGGAACGAGGAUGGACUUGGGGAACCCGAGGGGAGCGCGUCACCGGAUUCGCCGCUAGCCCGGUGGACCAAGUCGUUGCAUUCUCUUCUUGGGGACCAAGACGGUGCUCAUCUUUUUAGGACAUUCCUGGAGCGCGAGAAAUGCGUCGACACUUUAGACUUUUGGUUCGCCUGUAAUGGUUUCAGGCAGAUGGACCUCAAGGAUACCAAAACGCUGCGAGUCGCCAAAGCUAUUUACAAGCGCUAUAUUGACACCAGCAGCAUAGUUGCCAAGCAGCUCAAGCCUGCGACCAAAACCUUCAUUCGGGAUAAUAUCAAGAAGCAACAGAUUGAUUCGGCUAUGUUCGACCAGGCACAGACCGAGAUCCAGACCAGCAUGGAGGAGAGCCCCUACCAGAUGUUCUUGACCUCGGACAUUUACCUCGAGUAUGUGAGGAGCGGGGGCGAGAACCCUGCUCAUGUGAACCCUGACGGGCUAGGUAGCCUGAAGCUGGUGUGUGGGUACCUGCCCACCCUGAAUGAGGAAGAGGAGUGGAGUUGUAAUGAUUUCAAAGCCAAAGCGCUGGCUUCUGUGGUUGGACUUUCUUCCCAGGCGCUGAGGGCAACAGUGUCUAUGAGGACGGUGGAGGUGAUGGAGAAGGGGUACAGGUCCCACAGGCGAGGGGACCCGGUCAACCCGUACCAUGUGGGCUCAUUUGCCCCAGCCACCAGCACCAACGACAGCGAGGUGUCCAGCGACGCCAUGACAGACGACUCCAUGUCCAUGACCGACAGCAGUGUAGAUGGCGUCCCUCCCUACAAGCUGGGCUCCAAGAAGCACAUGCAGAGAGAGAUGCAGCGCAACAUGAGGAUGAACAGCCAAGUCUCCCUACCUGCCUUCCCUCGGACACAGAGAUGUCCUAAGGAGAUGACUCCGGUAGAGCCGGCAGCGUUUGCGUCUCAGCUCAUCUCUCGUCUGGAGCGGCUGAAAAGAGAGCAGGAAACCAUGAGUUCCCUGGAGGAGAGGCUGCAGCAGAUGCAAGAGGAGGAGGAGAGGGAGGAGGCUGAGGUGCCCGGCAGUAGUGCCCCCCUGCUCUCCCCCCACCCCGUGUCCCUCCAGCCCACCGGCCCCAACGACGAGGACCCCCAGGCCAUCCUGGACGACCACCUGUCCCGUGUCCUAAAAACCCCUGGUUGCCAGUCCCCUUCCACCGUGGCCCGCCAUUCGCCCCGCUCCCACUCUCCAGAGCACAGGACUCUUUCCCGGGGAGGCCCCGGUCUCAAGCCCCUGGUCUCACCCGGGGCCUCCAGCCCCAGUGGCACCUCCAGCUUAGGGGGCUUCUCAGUAGGUUUCACCCCAGGAAGGGCCCUCUCCCUGGGCAGGCCCAGCAGCAGCACCAAGCACAUCCACCACCACUACAUCCACCACCACGCCGGUUCCAAGAGCAAGGAGCAGCUGGAGAGAGAGGCAGCCCAGAGGGUGUUGUGUCUGUGCCCGGUGCGGUCUGGAGGGGCGGAGGGGGUUCCCCCUUACCCACGCAGUCGCAGCCUGGGCAGGGAGAUGGUGUCCUGUGGCAGCAGUCCCGCAGAGUCCAACAUGGGGCGCUCCAGUUCCCUUUCCCAAGGGGGGUGUCGGUCGGGGGCUGAGGAGGGGGCAGCAGAGGGGCGUGAGGUCGUGCCCCUCCAGCUACCCAGCGACAGCACAGACCGCUCCCAGAACGUGUGGCAGUGGAUCCUGGAGAGUGACCGGCAGGGAAAGCACCACAAACCCCACAGUACCCAGAGCACUAAGAAGGCGUAUGGCGGCGGAGCGGCAUCCAACCAGACACACACGUGGGGUGGCGGAGGUGCCAGCACCCAUCUCCGUGCCCACCAGCCCGCCCAUCCCUUCAUCCAGGACCCGGCCAUGCCCCCCCUGCCCCCGCCCAACACCCUGUCCCAGCUGGAGGAGGCCUGUCGCAGACUAGAGGAGGCCUCCUUCUCCAAACCCCCCAAACAGAGACACUCUACAUCCAGCCUCCAGAGAGAGAAGUGCCACCCUAUGCCUGUCCAGAGUGGGCCCUGUCCAGCCUCAUCCCCCCCUGGUCCCUGUCCAGUGCCGUCCCCCCUCAGCCCUGCACUCACCCCUGGUCCCGGCUCCGGCCCUGCUGCUUCUCUCCAAACAGAAGAACUGAGAGACACCAACAGGGUGCUCCAGGUGACAACAGGCAGCCAUGUUGCUCCAGCCAUGGCUAGUGAGACAGAGGUAACCUACUUCUUCUGUGGUGAGGAGAUCCCCUACCGUAGGCGGAUGAAGACACACAGCCUCACACUGGGACACUUUAAAGAACAGCUCCGCAAGAAGGGACACUACAGGUACUACUUCAAGAGGGCCAGUGAUGAGUUUAAGUGUGGAGCCGUGUUCGAGGAGGUGUUGGAUGACAGCUCUGUCCUGCCCAGGUACCAGGGGAAGAUCCUGGGCAAGGUGGAGAGGAUGGACUGAUACCCCUCCAGAAGUACCAGAGGAAUAUAUAACAGAAACACACUCCAUGGACACCUCACCCCUGUUCCACCAGAGAGUCUUAAAGCUAAGGACUGGUGACUGGAGAUUCUAUUGAAGAAGCUUGGCCAAUGAAGAUGGAGAGCGGAGUAGAGGAGUAGCCAUCAACAGUCGACUUUAUUUAACAAAAACUUCUAGUCUUGGAGAUGAAAGAGGAGAAAAUGGUGGACUGUGGGUUGGGUUUGGAUACGGGUGUUGGGUUCCAGAAACUAUACGUGAAUUGAAUGACCACUGUCUGAGGGAGUAGGCGGGGACCUCUGAUACCUGAGAGACUGCUAGAGGUGAAAGGUUGAGAAGUGAAAGUUGGGACUGGUGCCCUAUCUGAGCCUGCCUCUACCAACAACCCUAGAUGUAUAUGCAGAUGGACAUAUAUAAUGAUUUUUUGAUAAAUGUAAAGAGUUUAUUAAUUAUUUAUUGAAAUGUCACUCCCCUCCCCAUAGUCCUGUGGAUGGACAAGCUGCUUGGAGAAUUGGGAGAUGUCAUCUCCAAUAUUUCAAAUGCAAAGUAUUUAGUUUUCCACCCUCCACUUUCCUGCCUUGUCAACUAAUCCUGUGGCAGUGUUUUCUGUUGUGAUCAGUCAGUGACUUCCUGUUCUAACUUCACAGUAUGGUGUAGCGCAGGUACCACAGCCCUGUAGUCUCAUGUCUCAGUGCCUUUGUUUUGUUGCCCAGGCUUUGCACAUGGAAAGAGCCCACACUUAGGACAACACUACCCCCGAACUGGCCCUAAACUGGCCCAGAGCACCAAACUACCCCAUAUUGCAGAAACAUACUAACAUAGGUUUACACCUGUUAAAGACAAGCCCACCAAAUGAAUAUAUACCAGCAAAGCUCAACAGUUUUGUGCAUAGCCACCCCUCAUUCCUUGAUGUCCAGGCUUCUGAGCAGAACGAGAGAUCUAGGGUGUAUUCAUUUGGCCGAACGGAAGAAAACUGACAAACAGGGAGGGACUACCUUUCCUGGAUCUGUCCAAUAAGAAACACACAUUUUCAUUUUGUUUAGCACAACUGGUUCUGAUACGUGUCCUAAUGAGUACGACCAUGUCUGCCUUCGGUAGACUAGUCCGCCCCCUCCAAAAAAAUGUUUUGUCCCCCCACAAAUGUUAGUGGUAUUUACGCCUCUGAUGUUGUUGACUUGACCAGUCUCUCCUGUGUGUCUUGUUAACCCUGCGUUGCCAGAGGAAGAGGUUAUGAUGCUAACACACACUACGAUGCUGCGUCUCAAAUGGCACCCUAUAUCCUAUGACCAGGGCAAGAGUAGUGCACUCCAUAGGUAAUAGGGUGGCGUUUGAGAGGAAGCUGUAGUGUUUUACUGAGUACAGUAGCUGUGCCUACAUGGAUCCCUUUACCGUGUUACUACCCUGUUAUCAGGGUAUGAUACUCCCUUGGUUUUCACAAGGGGCUUAUGUUCAAAAGAGACUUUAUUACUAUGCCUUUUUAGUAUCUCCUUGUAAUCAUGUUUGUUUUAUAAUAUUUUUCAUGCCUUUUUUUGUUUUUGUUCCACUUGUAUUAAAACUGUAAAUUAUGUAUUCUAUUCUAUAGAGCUCCCUUGGAAAGAUGCCUCGGUACUUUAAUUAAUGUAAUUAUUAUUAUAAAGAGAUGUAGCCUUUAUUAAAUUUUAUAUUUUUCAAAUGAAA